AUGAGUGAAGAGUUUCAACAAAUUCAUGACCUAUACGAAAAACUACAUGAGAUUUUACGAACAAAUCAAUCAUUUGCACUUCAUGAUGUUCUAACUGAUAUCUCAAGGCUUGCUACACAUCUGUCAUUAGUAUUUUCGUCUAUACCUAUCGAUACUGUGGAUAUAUUUGAAUAUAUUCUCAAAUCAUGUCUUGAAUUACUGGAUACGACUGAAUUUAUCGAUAUCAUCGUUCAACAUCAUUCAGUUUUGUGGACAUCGUUCAAUGGGUCAUUGUGCAAAUCGCUGACUCAUAUUUAUGGAUCAGACAUCAUCGAUAGGAUGACAAUAUCCGCUCGACAACAAAUGUCCUACCGAUUACUUGAUCAAUUGAAACUAUCGAAAAGUUUGGAAGCUUUUCUACAAACGAGCGUCUACUCACGAUUGACAUUUAGUGAACAAAAGACACGUAGUUUCGUCGGAUGUAUUCUGAUUUUAAUCUUACGACAAUUAAGAGUUCUCAAAACGAAUUCCAUUGAUCUCGAACUCGAUAAAUAUCAAACAAAUCUUUUUCCUCGGCUAUUCCAUUUUCUCAAUGAUUAUUUCGUCACAAACGAACGCUCACAAAUGGAUCUUUUAAUUCAUGAAAUCUUAUCGUUUUUUGUUGUUAUCAGUUGUUCGACAAAAACUAUUCCAAUAUUGAUUCAGAUCGAUUGUCCACAAUUAUGUUUACAAUGGUUAACCUUACCAUAUCUCAGUCUUGAUGAAUACAAGUUCACUCUCGGAAUCAUCUGUAACAUCGCACGUCAUGAUGAUGGAGCUGCCAUUCUUCGAUACCACAAAUGUCGUCAAAUUUUAAAUCAAUUCCGUAAUGAAAUAUCCGGACAAAUUCUCGCUUUUAUUCUUGAUAAUGAACAAAAUGAAUACUUUACUCUGACCAGUUUUAUAACAAUGGUUCUAUGUUAUCAGUCGAAUGAACUGAACAACGAUUCGAUAAGAGCGUUUAUCAACGACUAUUUAAUAGAUGCAAUUUUGCGCACUAUUUAUAAUGGUAAAUUGAGAUACUUAGGAUUUCAUUUAGUGGAAUUCUGGAUCGUUGUGAUGAAAUUAUGUCGGGAUGAUUAUUAUAUGAAUUGCAUUUUAGAAAAUGAGAAACAUAUCAAAAUGCUGCAAUUAAUUACCGGAAAUUUCUUGUAUUAUUCUGAUUUAACAAGAAUUAACGAUCUUUCGAAUCGACUGACACUCAUGGCAGUGAUUAACAUUCUUUGGAGUAUUUCAUUUCAUCCACGAUAUCGAAAGGAUCUUCUUGAAGAUCUAAUAGUAAUCGAACGACUCGAAACGAUUCGUUUGAAUGAUCAACUUGACAAAGUCGUACUCUUUGAUUAUACCCCACGUCAUAUGUAUUCAUUAAAAAGAGCAGCGGACGGUGUGCUGCAUAAUUUAGGUAGUAAAACGUCAAUUCCGAUUCCACCUUGUUUUCCACCAAAGAAUUCGGUUUUUUCAUUAAGAAUAAGCUAUUCUCAUGACGAUAUGCAUUUCUGUCGAGAAUUGUAUGAUGUCUUAGUUAAAUUACCUCAACUAUCCAUAUCUAUUGAUUUUCAAAAUGGAAAAUAUCUUUGGAAUGAAGUAGCACAGACGAUUCAGCAAUGUCAUUUGGUACUCUUGCUUGUUUCUCCAUCUUUCUAUCAGAGUUUAUCGUGUCGACAAGAAUUUAUCUAUGCGACAAGCACAUUGAAAAAGUCAUUCAUUCCAAUCUUGAUCGAUGCUGAUUAUGAAGCGAAAGGUUGGCUUGAAACACGAGUAAAACAUAUUUGUUUCGGCCGAGAAGAUUUUCAAACGAAUUGCAACCAACUAUUAUCUUUGAUCGGCGAGCAACUCUCGAUAGAACUACCAUCGGUAUCAUCUCUAAGAAACUCGAAGAAUAUUCAACAAUGGAAUAGUUCGGAUGUUCAACAAUGGUUUGAGAAUCAUGGUAUUAAGUCUGAAUUGUAUGAAUUUUAUCAAUUUAAAAGUGGACAUGAGUUGUUUCUCUAUGCUCAAGCAAUGAGCGGUUAUCAGUGGACAAAAGAAUAUGAGAGAAUAAGAUUACGAUUUGAAGGAAAAUUUCAAGAACAACAACAACAUUUAUCUUCGUAUGAAUUUCUGAAAUUUAUCAAUGCAUUGGAACAUCUGAUAAAUAAGUGUUAG
Molecule: messenger RNA, 2163 nt
Organism: Adineta ricciae
Lineage: Eukaryota; Metazoa; Rotifera; Eurotatoria; Adinetida; Adinetidae
Source: the annotation of a GenBank genome assembly